GGACGAUGGAGGCGGGCGGCGAGGCGCGGCCCGGGGUCGGGGUCUCCUCUCGCUUCCGCUGCGCGCUGCGAGCCCGCGGCCUGCAGGACAUCAGCGGCGACGGCGGCGUGCGCAAGGAGCUGCUGCGGCCCGGCACCGGGCAGCCCGUGCCGCCGGCUGCCACCGUGGCGGUGAAGUAUUCUGGGUAUCUGGAGCAUAUGGAUAAACCCUUCUGCACAAACUGCACCAAGAAGCUCCCGAGGCUGAUGAAGCUUGGAGAAGACAUUACGCUGGGGGGUCUGGAAAUUGGUGUGCUCACGAUGAAGAAGGGAGAGGUGGCAAGGUUUAUCUGCGCGCCGAGUUAUGCCUAUGGCCAGCAGGGCUGCCUUCCUCUGAUCCCCCCAAAUGCCACGGUCUUAUUUGAAGUGGAGUUGAUAGACUUCCUAGACUCUGCUGACUCCGACACGUUCUUUGCAUUGACAGCUGAGCAGCAGGAUGCAUUUCCGCUACAAAAGGUGUUGAAAGUGGCAGACGUGGAGAGGGAGUUUGGCAAUUAUCUAUUCCGUAAGCAGUGCUUUGAGGGUGCCAAAGACAGAUACAAAAGGGCGUACUCCAUCCUUGGUCGGAGUCCUUCCAGUGAGGCAGAGCUGUGUCAGAUUGAUGCUUCCAAGUUGCUGGUGCUCCUGAAUCUCUCAAUUACCUACCUGAAGCUGGAAUGUCCUGCCCGAGCUCUGAUGUAUGGGGAAAAAGCCUUGGAGAUUGACAAAAGAAAUGUCAAGGCGCUGUUCAGGUGUGGCCAGGCUUGUCUCUGCAUGACAGAAUACGAAAAAGCUCGGGACUUCCUGAUCAGAGCUCAGCAUAUCGAGCCGUUUAACCACGAUAUUAACAAUGAGCUGAAAAAACUGGCAAGCUGCUACAAGGACUACUUGGACAAGGAGAAAAAAAUGUGCUGCCGAAUGCUUGCUGCUCUCAACUCUUCCUCAUGACCAGGAAUAAAGGACUUCUCCAGCUGAUGAAAGGAAGGAACGGUCCUUGGAUGAAGAGGAGACCAACCCUUGGGCACAUGGAGAUUUUGGUGUUGGAUCUGUGUUUUGGGAGAAGCAUAAUGUGAAGGUUCUUCUGGUGUACAUACAACGUGGUUUUCCUGAAUUUGGUUUAUUUAGCACAUUCUAGGGCUGUUUCUAGAAGAACCAAGCCCUUUAUUCUUCCAUGAACAUUCCUUGAAUGUUCUUGACAUCCUACCUCUUGCAGAUUAUGGGCUGCUUUAAGGGAAUCUGAAAAUACAAGUAGGAUGCCAUGAAGUUUUGUAUUGCUUAUACAGAUUGUUCUUUAAAAGGUUAUGUUUAAUAUUGUUUUUGUUCUGAGAAAAUAAACCAAUCUGAGAAC
Messenger RNA from Phasianus colchicus (ring-necked pheasant), 1365 nucleotides. It is a transcript of the gene FKBP6, whose product is annotated as FKBP prolyl isomerase family member 6 (inactive). Gene Ontology annotation, cellular component: cytoplasm. Gene Ontology annotation, molecular function: Hsp90 protein binding; peptidyl-prolyl cis-trans isomerase activity. The record is from RefSeq and is a predicted model, not a curated record. Gene Ontology annotation, biological process: spermatogenesis; piRNA processing. NCBI's taxonomy places the organism in Eukaryota, Metazoa, Chordata, Aves, Galliformes, Phasianidae.